GUCUUCAUCUUCUUCAAUCUCUUUUUAUAUAUAGAGAGGUCAGAAUGACAAUCAUUUCUUUAUGCACCAAAAACCUAAUCCACAUCUGUAUACUUACCCUUCUAUUUUUGCUUUGUGCAAUUUGCCAAGAUUCUCCAAGUCCAUCACCAUUACCUUCAACUCCUUUAAUACCAAAAAUUCUAAAUUUCUCAGACCAAAGACUUGCUGUAGUAUACCCUAUUAUCCAAACAUUCAAAAACUCUAUCACUUCAGAUCCUUUUAAUAUCACUCAAACAUGGGUAGGCCCAGAUAUAUGUAACUACAAAGGCUUCUACUGUGAUCACCCACCUGAUAAUAUCUCUGCUACUGCGCUUGCUGCCAUUGAUUUUAAUGGAUUCCGGCUAUCUGCCCCUAGUCUUGAUGGAUUCAUUGAUCAACUUCCUGAUCUUGCAAUUUUCCAUGCAAAUUCCAACAAUUUUUCUGGUACCAUAUCGCCAAAACUAGCAGAUUUACCAUUUCUUUAUGAACUGGACUUGAGCAACAAUUUUUUCUUUGGAAAUUUUCCUAUGGCAAUUCUUAGCAUCACUGGUUUGUCAUUUUUAGACAUAAGAUUCAAUUUCUUUACUGGGUCAGUUCCUCCUCAAAUUUUCACUCAACGACUUGACGUGUUGUUCCUUAAUAAUAACAAUUUCAUGCUAAAACUACCUGAAACUCUAGGCGCAACUCCAGUUCUUUACCUCACCUUAGCUAAUAACAAAUUCACAGGGCCAAUCCCAAGAAGCAUUUUGAACGUUUCGUCAACGUUAACCGAAGUUUUACUCUUAAACAACCUGUUGACAGGUUGCAUUCCAUAUGAAUUAGGGUUCUUGAAAGAGCUAGUUCUAUUUGAUGCUAGUAAUAACUUGUUGACAGGUCCUUUACCUUGCUCUUUAGGUUGCUUAACCAAGAUUGAACAGUUGAACCUCACCGGAAAUUUGUUGUACGGCCAAGUGCCGGAGGUGGUGUGUGCAUUAGAGAAUUUGGCAAAUUUGUCACUUUCAAAUAAUUAUUUUACGAAGGUAGGGCCAUUGUGUUGGAAGCUAGUGAAAAGUGGAGUUCUUGAUAUUAGACAAAAUUGCAUUCUUGGUCUUCCUAAUCAGAGGUCAUUUCAUGAGUGUUUUAUCUUCUUCUUGCACCCUAGGUAUUGUCCAUACCACCCUACUUUGUUGAAUUUCAUUCCUUGCAAAGUUCAUCAGCCAAUUCAUCCAUAUAUGGGUCCAAAGAGAAAUUUUACUAGUUAUAAAGCUCUUUUGAGACACAGAUUGUGAAGAAUACACACAUAUAUAUAUUGGAAAUUUUCAGGUGGAAGUUUGUGAUUUUUUUUUUAUUCAAGUGAAAUAUUUAAAAGGAUGAGGGGUUCUUACACUACUGACCUAACCAUGUUUUGGUAAAUUAUAUGGUAAUAUAUGCUGGUCUUUGUAAUUGUAUACAUAUACGAAUUACUAUAAGUGGUUGAGUGGAGGUUUUAUGUGGAUAUAUAUGAGUUAUAUUAAACGGGAAUUUCCCCAUAUGUAUAAAGAAAAAUCAUAAUUACAAAUUAUUCAAAUAUUUUUGAAUUU
Jatropha curcas is the source of this 1577-nucleotide messenger RNA. The record is from RefSeq and is a predicted model, not a curated record. Lineage: Eukaryota; Viridiplantae; Streptophyta; Magnoliopsida; Malpighiales; Euphorbiaceae.